AUGAGUAAAUUGAUGAAAUCAAUAAUGAUAGAAUAAGAUGUUGACCUGUAAUGUUCAAAGAAACACAAAUCACCAAUACAAAUGGUUGUUUUUGAUUAAAAAUUGACCAAUAAUGAGAGGCUAUUAUGUUCUGAUUGUUUAGAAGAUUUUGAAUCCAAUGUCAAAAUGGUAGGUUUAACAAAGGUUUUAUAAAUAAUUGAUGAUAAAUAGAUUAAAUAAAUAGAAUAUAAGCAAAAUUUAAUAGAAAAUAACAUUGAAUAAAUUUAAAUGAUAUAAAGAAGCUUUAUUGAAAUAAAAUCUAAUCUUAUUUCAAUUAUUGACUCAUUAAUAGGAAAUUCUGAAGAAUGGAUCAAAGUUCUUAAUCAGAUUGGAGAAUAAACUGUAACUUAUAGUUUCUUUGAUGAAAUAGAACUACUUAUAUAAAAUAAACAUAAAAAUGAAUAAAAUUAAGAAAUGUUAAAGGAAAUUAAAUAAAUUAAUCAAUCUUGGAUUACUAAAACUACUCAAAAAAUUUUAAACUUUAAUUCAAAUUACAAAUUGCUAAUAACAGAACUAAAAAAAUAAUUGUAGAUUCUUAUUUAUAACUAAGUUUAAGAAGAAACUUAAGAGAUUAAAUAAUUAAUUGAUGAUCCAGUUAAUCUUAAAUUAAUUAAUAAUAAAUCCUAUUAAUAUGAUGAUUGCUUUGCAAUUUCAUUCAAUAAUAUUGGAAAUCUUAUGAUUUCUGGAUGUGGAAAGGAUAUUAAAGUAUGGGACUUUUAAGAUGGUAAAAUUAAAGAAGUUUUGAAAUUGAAAGGACAUACUGAUACAAUUAGAUGUCUUACAUUCGCUAAUUCGAAUAAUAGUUUCAUUUCUGGUUCUGGAGAUUUUUCUAUUAGAUGUUGGAAACAACUUAAUUUUAAAUAAUGGAAAUCAUCUUAACCAUAUUAAAAUCAUACUGAUUAAAUUGAAUGUAUUUUAUUAAGUAAAGAUGAGAGAUAAUUAAUUUCGAGUAGUUAAGAUAAAUCAAUUAAAAUUUGGAAUUUUGAUAUUAAUAAUAAUGAACUCAUAUUGUAGUAAUCAUUAAAUGAAAGUAAAUGUUGUUUAAAUAGUAUAACAUUGAAUUUUUCUGAAACUAGUUUAGUUGCUUGUGGGGAUGAUAAAUAAAUUUUAAUAUGGUUAAAGAACAAGUCUAAUUAAUGGGAAUAUUUAAAUGUUGUUACACAAUCUUAAGAAGAAUAUGGAACAAAAGUAUGUUUCUUAAACGACAAUUUAUUUAUUUGGGUGAGUGGUGAUAUAUCAAAGAAAAAUUGUGUAAGAAUCUUUGAACGAUAAGAGGGAACCUUUAUAGAAAAUACAACUAAAACAAUAGAAUUAGAAAAUGAUGAAGAAGAAGUAUUUGAUCUAAAUCUGUUCCCCAUUUAAUACAAUAUAGAGUAAAAUUUAAUUCUUAUUCGACAUAAAUUGUAUAUAUAUUUUUUAAGGGAAUAAAGAGACGGUAAGUAUAAAAUAGUUAAUAAAUUGAAGUAACUAAGUAAUUCAAUUUAGGGUUCAAUGACAAAAGAUUCGAAAUAUUUAGCUUUUUGGGAAUCGAGCUAAAAAACAUAUUCGAUUUAUGAAAUAGAAACGAAAUGA
Paramecium primaurelia is the source of this 1611-nucleotide messenger RNA. The record is from the annotation of a GenBank genome assembly. NCBI's taxonomy places the organism in Eukaryota, Ciliophora, Oligohymenophorea, Peniculida, Parameciidae.